AUUAAAUUCUGAUUUCUUCAUUUUUACCAUUAUUGUUAUCAUCAAAUUGUUUGUUCAGCUUGUCAGAUUUGUUUUUAUUAUUAUCCUGAAUACGAUCCAUUUUUUUGAAUACAUUCUCUGCCGAUUUACAGUCUUCGAUCGUAAAUAGAAUAUAGUAAGCAAUGAGUGAUUAUUCACAACAAGAUAUUAUCGAACAGAUCCGUGAUCAAUUGACCGAAGAUCAACGGAAAAAAGUGUCUCAAUUUAAAGAUAUAUCUGGAAUGAAUGAUUUGGAAUCUUAUCAUAUAUUGCGGGCAAAUGAAUGGAAUUUUGAAAUUGCUCUGGAUCUCACUUUGGAAGGAGCUUAUAAUCAUGAUAUCAUCCAGAAUAUGAUACAACAUUCAAAUGGUAAUAAUAAUGGAGAGCAGACGAAUGUUACAUCAUCAUCAUUGAGACGUCGAAAUGCUCCAACAUCUUCAACAAUGUUUUCGGCUGCUCUCAGUUCAUCGACACCUUUGUCUGAUAAUGAUUCGAAUACAAGUGCAAUAAAUGACAAUGAAAAUAGCAAUAACAAUGAUAAUAAUAAUAGUCUUUUUAUGAUUCCGUGGAAUGCGGCUACCUGGCUGUUGAGAUUACCAUAUAUAUUGAUCAUGAAUACUUUGAAUACGAUUUAUGAUUUUUUCAUCUCAAUGAUUUAUCCAACAUUACAUUAUGAUCCAAAUGGAACAGUUGAACAAUUUAUUCGCGAAUUUGAGGAAAAAUAUGGCCAACAACAUCCAACAUUUUUCCGUGGUACCUAUUCUCAAGUGAUUGAGCAUGGUAAACGUGAAAUUCGUUUCGUAUUAAUCUACAUUCAUUCUCCAUCAUAUCGCGAAAUUGAUAAAUUUUGUUCAACUGUUAUUGCUGCACAAAAAUUUAUCGAUUUAAUUAACGCAGAAAAUCUCCUUUUCUGGUCAUGUUCGGUGGAUUAUCCCGAAGGUUAUAAAGCUUAUCAAUCGUUGAAGGUCAAUCAAUACCCUUUUAUGGCAUUGAUUGGCCUUAAGAAUCACAAAAUGAUUGUAAUGAAAAAAAUGGAAGGCUUUCACAAUGUUGAUACUGUUGUGGCCACUUUACGUACUGCUAUACAGAAUAAUGAAUUUUCUUUGAUGGCUGCCCGUCUCGAUCGUCAAGAACGAGAUAUGGCCAGUUUGAUUCGUGCUCAACAGGAUGAAGCAUUUGAAGAAUCAUUAAAAGCCGAUCAAGAAAAAGAACGCCGUAAACGAGAAGAACGAGAAAAAAUAGAACAAAAAGAACGUCUUGAACGACAAAAGCAGCAAGCUGAAGAGGAACGUAAACAAAGGAUAUCAGACAUGAAGAAAACAUUACUUGCAGACAUAUCUCCGGAACCGGAUCCUGAUCGAUCGAAUGCAUGGCGUAUUAUGUUCAAACUGCCAAAUGGUACACGUCUAGAGCGUCGAUUUCUUUGUACAGAUCCAGUCAAAUAUCUUUACUAUUAUGUAUUUUGUAAAGAAAUGGAAUUGAUAAAUUUCAAAUUGCGUACCAAUUUUCCUACACGUGAUCUUCCCGGACAUUCACCAUCAGUAGAUGAUAAUAGUUUAUCGAAUUCUUCGGAUAUGAAUCUGCCACUAGAAAAAUGUAAUCUUGACAAUAAUAUCGUAUUAUUUGUACAUGAUUUAGAUUCAUAAAAUCUUAUCGAAAAGUCGAAGUUGUUCGAUAUAUUAUUAUUUUAAAUUUAAAUUGUUAAAAAAUGGACACACACACACACACACACACACACAUAA
Molecule: messenger RNA, 1760 nt
Organism: Dermatophagoides pteronyssinus (European house dust mite)
Lineage: Eukaryota; Metazoa; Arthropoda; Arachnida; Sarcoptiformes; Pyroglyphidae
Product: FAS-associated factor 2-like
Biological process (GO): ERAD pathway
Cellular component (GO): endoplasmic reticulum
Molecular function (GO): ubiquitin binding
Source: RefSeq, a predicted model, not a curated record